This is a messenger RNA of Durotheca rogersii, 1931 nucleotides long. Its product is annotated as HAD-superfamily hydrolase. Gene Ontology annotation, biological process: glycerophospholipid biosynthetic process. The coding region runs from base 142 to 1518 and encodes 458 amino acids. The transcript is spliced from 2 exons. The record is from RefSeq and is a predicted model, not a curated record. Gene Ontology annotation, cellular component: mitochondrion. Lineage: Eukaryota; Fungi; Ascomycota; Sordariomycetes; Xylariales; Xylariaceae.
AUCUCCCCUUACCCAACCGACCCCCAAUCCUUUCUUCUUCAACUUGCUCUCUACGCUUCAGUUGUCCGAUACUGGUUCGGGACAUCGUCUACAGUCAUAGAAUCUCGUUCUUCCCGGUGAUUAUCCUCUCACUUUAUAACCAUGACGUUAGAACCGACCCGGCAGCCUACCGCCCACCGCGGCAGCUUCGUGGAGGAGAUCGAAACUGCCCGGACCGAUCUCGCUCGCAAGCUGCUUGUUAGUGAAUUACAGUCAAGCCCAUCCGAGUCAGAAAGAGUCCCAUCCCUGAGCCCUACGACCAGUGCCACGUCUACGGGUCCGGACUCGGAUGUAGCCGAUUCACCCAUCACCACUCCUGUCGACGACGAUCUUGUCGCGGACAGCUUUGCCUUUGCCUUUGAUAUUGACGGCGUCCUUGUGAGGGGUGGCCGGCCCAUCCCCGAGGCCGUCCAGGCUAUGAAGGUCUUGAACGGAGAGAACAAAUACGGGCUCAAGAUCCCAUAUAUAUUCUUGACAAACGGUGGCGGCAAAACAGAGGCGGAGCGUUGUGGCGAUCUGUCUCGCCAACUGGACGUCGAGAUCUCGCCGGCACAGUUUAUCUGCGGCCACACGCCCAUGUCCGAGAUGGCUAGCAAGUACAAUACCGUCCUCGUCGUCGGCGGCGAGGGCGAGAAGUGCCGUUCUGUCGCCCAGGGCUACGGAUUCAAGGAUGUCGUAACUCCUGGAGAUAUCAUCAAGGCUAAUUCCGCCACUACGCCCUUUCGAAAGCUCACGCCGGAAGAGCACCGUAACUCGAGAGAGCGUGAUUUCAGCAAGGUCGUCAUCGAAGCCGUCUUCGUCUUCGCCGAUUCGCGCGACUGGGCUGGCGACCUGCAGAUCAUCAUCGACCUAGCCAUGUCCAAGGGCGGCCGCGUCGGCACCCUCUCGGAGACCUUUGACGAGGGCCCGCCCAUCUUCUUCUCCCACAACGAUGUCGUCUGGUCCGCCGCCCACGACAACGUACGCCUAGGCAUGGGCGCCCUGCGGGGGAUCGUGGAGUACACUUUCAAGGAAGUCACCAAGGGCAAGACGCUCCACACGCACGCCUUUGGCAAGCCGCAGAUCGGAACCUUCGAAUUCGCUACCCGUCUGCUCAAGCGGUGGCGGAGGAAUGCGCACCGCCUGGAUGCCCCCCCGGACACGGUCUACUUUGUCGGCGACACUCCGGAGAGUGACAUCCGAGGGACGAACCAAUUCAACGAGCAGGCCGAGAACGACUGGUACAGCAUCCUGGUUAAGACGGGCGUCUACCAAGACGGGACCGAACCGGCCUAUAAGCCCCGCGUCACCGUCGAUACGGUGCUAGAUGCCGUAAACCACGGUAUCGAGCGCGAGAUGCAGCGGAAACGAGAGAGGGCCCAGGCCCAAAAGCCCCGUCUGGUUGACAUGCCUACGCUGAGGCUAGAAGGGACAAAGGACUGCGCCGUCUUUAGCCCCACCGAGGAGUGCUCCAUCGAGCUAGAUGCUUCCGCAUCAUGACGACCACGACGCUCACGGCAGUAUCCUUCUCAGAAUCUCCAGGAGAGAAAAUCGUAUACUUUUAUGAUACCAUCACUGAAUAUUCACAAGCUGCCCGGCGCAGCAUCUUGGGCUCUUAGAGGGUUUUCGUUUUUUAGAUAUGCCAUCGAAGUUCUUGUACAGCCGCCGCUGCAACUUUGUAAGAAGGCGAGAGGAUGAUCACAACCACGUACGUCUCCGCAGAGGAAGACUGCCCAGUAGAAAACUACACCAGGCGGCGUCAGGGAUACUUAUUUCUGAAUAUGCACCAAAAUUUGACUUGUACCUAAGUUUCGCUUUUCUACGCUCGGCUCGUGUGCGCUGCUUACGGACUCGAUGUCUACCUGUGAUGUUUACUAGGUGCUAGAAUUUUCUAGAAAUAGGCUCGGAAAAGC